GAACGACUAAGUCGGCUUUCGCUUUGUAAAUUCGCUUUUUUUGCUUUGUUCUAUCAUUAUUUGAAACUCAUGAACCGGUCUUAACUGUUGACUAAUUUUCCUGUGAAGAGGCGCGGCAUUGACAUCCACUAACUGCCACACAUGCAUGAGAGUGUCCACCGCUGCUGUUGCUGCUGCUGGUGGAUGACUUCCCUUUGUCUGUCGGCUUUUUAACCAGCCCCGGGUCUCACUUCACAGAGUUCAGAUUUGCACUACCAUGUCUACGGUGGCUUCUCUGCUGUGAGCACACAAAGGUUAUGCUGCCCAAAAGCUGUCUGAGUCCCAGUGAGAAAGAGAAGGGCUAAAGCCGCACCGAUCCAAACCAUCUUAUCCAGAGCCUCUCCAGCAGCGACUCCUCUGUGGAGCCAUGAGCAACCCCAACCACAUCACAGAUGCCGUGUCGUCGGUUAUUCACACUCCAGACGCUCCUUCUGCCGCUCCUUCUACCUCAUCACUACACACUCCGCGCCCUGAAGAGGAGGAUGAUGGGGACCUGAACAAAGCGUUGGGGGUCCAGCGCUUCGAGCAGAUCCUCAGCCCCGCUGCUGCUGUGCCUGAUGAACAGCACCACAACUACCAUGAGGAGGACAUUGAAUACCACCGUCACUCCUCGCACCACAUCCACAGACCUCUGUCCAAACUGCCCUCCGAGGGACGCAGGAAGAAGAGCAACAAAAAAAGGAGGAAGGACAAAGAUCACAAAAGCAGCCAUGCUCCCAGCAGCGGCCCCAUAGAGGAGGGAGAGGAUGAAGAGGAAGAGGAGGAUGACGGGACAGAGGCUUCUGGUCCAUCUGAGACGGAGAGAGUGAAAGAUGUGGAGUUCUUUCUUUCUGAUGAAGACCAAGUUUCCAAACGAGGCAAAGAGAGCCCCCACUCUGCCCGUGAGCUGGAGAUCGUGCCGCAAUCUGGGGUGGGAGCUGAUACUGAAGAUGCAUCUUCCUCAGAUAAGCCAGCCUCAUCCGCCGCCUCCAGCCCCUCUCCCGAGUUGGUGCCCCCUGAAAGCAUACCUCUGGCCCGGGUGUCCACCUCCAGCCGCAGCUACGACCUGCAGGAUCGCCGGUGCACAGGCAACAUGACUGGGGCCGAGCAGGCCAAAUACCAGCGCAUCCCGACCGACGAGAGCGAGGCUCAGACGCUGGCCUCCGCUGACCUGGACGGCAUCAAGAGUCAUCGUUUUGAAGAUGUUCCCGGCGUGCGCAGACACCUGGUCAGAAAGAACACCAAGGGUCAAGUGGUGCACACCGGCAAGGACCACAAAGAACCCACCACUCGCAGCAGUAAGAAGGACCGGACCCCGCAUGAGCCGAUACCAGUGGUUCUGUAUCACUCCGCCUCGGGGCAAAAAGGCGCCCUGCUGGACAUGAUGGACUCCGGUAAAAUGGCUCGCUACCAGAAGGUGUUUGUGGAGCUGAAUGAGCUGACUAUGGAUAAGAACCAGGAGAUGUCGUGGAAGGAAACGGCUCGAUGGAUCAAGUUUGAGGAAGACGUGGAGGAGGAGACGGACCGCUGGGGGAAACCUCACGUGGCCUCGCUGUCCUUCCGCAGUUUGCUGGAGCUCCGAAAGACAAUCUCACACGGUGCAGUGCUGCUGGACCUGGACCAAAAGACCCUGCCUGGCAUCGCCCAUCAGGUGGUGGAGAAGAUGAUUAUUUCUGACCAGAUCAAAGCUGAGGACCGGGCCAAUGUCCUGAGGGCCCUGCUGCUGAAACACAGUCACCCGAGCGAUGAGAAGGAGCACAGCAGCCCUUUCCCCAGGAACAUCUCGGCGGCCAGCCUGGGUAGUCUCAUCCCACAUCACCACAGCGCCAACCACUCCCACCAGACAGAUCCUUCAGUGACCGACCCGCUCAUGGGCACCGUCCCAACGGGGGACUCAGAGACACGCAUUGACAUGGACAAAAACGAGAAGGAGCCGUCUGUGGUGUCUGGUAUGCAUCGCUCCAAAUCCAAACAUGAGCUCAAGCUGCUGGAGAAGAUUCCUGAAAAUGCUGAGGCCACUGUUGUCCUUGUGGGUAGUGUGGACUUCCUUGAGCAGCCCACCAUGGCGUUUGUGCGGCUGCAGGAGGCCGUGGAGCUGGAGUCCGUCCUGGAGGUCCCCGUGCCGGUCAGGUUUCUGUUCGUCCUGUUGGGACCCGCAACCACCAGCAUGGACUAUCACCAGAUCGGACGCUCCAUCUCCACACUCAUGUCCGACAAGCAAUUCCACGAGGCAGCCUACCUUGCAGACGACCGGCAGGACCUGCUGAACGCCAUCAACAGCUUCCUGGACUGCAGCAUCGUGCUGCCGCCUUCAGAGAUGGGAGGCGAUGAGCUGCUGCGCUCAGUCGCUCGCUUCCAGAGGGAGAUGCUGCGCAAGAGGGAGGAGCAGGGGGUCAAACUGACCAAGGAACCUAAAAGCAUGGAAGAUAAAGAGGCCCUCCUCACACCCUUCAAAAAGUCAGACGACCCUUUGAAGCGCACCGGGCGGCCUUUCGGCGGGCUGAUACGGGACGUGCGUCGCCGUUACCCAAAGUACCUCAGCGACUUCAAGGACGCUCUGAACAGUCAGUGCAUGGCCGCCGUAUUCUUUAUCUACUUUGCUGCUCUCUCUCCAGCCAUAACAUUCGGAGGCCUACUGGGUGAGAAGACGGACGGUCUGAUUGGUGUUUCUGAGCUGAUUGUGUCCACCGCAGUGCAGGGUGUGCUCUUCUGCCUGCUCGGAGCGCAGCCGCUACUCGUUGUGGGUUUCUCGGGACCCCUGCUGGUUUUCGAAGAAGCAUUUUAUAGUUUCUGCAAAGCGAACGAGAUGGAGUACCUGACGGGCCGCGUCUGGAUCGGGUUCUGGCUCAUCGUCAUCGUGAUCGUCACGGUGGCCUUUGAGGGAAGCUUCCUGGUCCGCUUCGUCUCCCGCUUCACCCAGGAGAUCUUCUCCUUCCUCAUUUCCCUCAUCUUCAUCUGCGAGACCUUCAUCAAGCUUGGCAGGAUUUUCAAAGAGCACCCCCUUAAACGUUGCUCCCUCAACAACGGCACAGAAUGGGACUCAAUGGUAGAAAAUAUCACAGUCGUCCAGGGCAACAGCACGCUGCCGAUGACAGUGGGUGUCCGAGGGGAACCCAACACUGCGCUGCUCUCUCUGGUCCUCAUGGCCGGAACAUUCUUCAUCGCCUUCUACCUGAGGAAGUUCAAGAACAGUGCCUUUUUCCCUGGCAGGUUGCGCAGGAUGAUUGGAGAUUUUGGCGUCCCAAUUGCCAUCCUCAUCAUGGUCCUUGUGGAUUACAGUCUAAACGACACAUACACACAGAAACUGAGCGUUCCCAAUGGUUUCUCUGUGACCAGCCCCUCGAAGCGUGGCUGGAUCAUCAGCCCUCUGGGGUCCAACGGGGAAUUCCCCAUCUGGAUGAUGUUCGCCUGCUGUCUGCCCGCUCUGCUCGUCUUCAUCCUCAUCUUCAUGGAGACUCAGAUCACUACUCUGAUCGUGAGUAAGAAGGAGCGCAUGCUGGUGAAGGGUUCUGGCUUCCAUCUGGACCUGCUGCUGAUCGUGGUGCUGGGCGGCAGCUCGGCUCUGUUCGGCCUGCCGUGGAUGGCUGCGGCCACCGUCCGCUCGGUGACCCACGUCAACGCCCUCACUGUCAUGAGCAAGGCCGUCGCCCCCGGAGACAAGCCGCGCAUCCAGGAGGUGAAGGAGCAGAGGGUCACCGGGCUCCUGGUGGCCAUCAUGGUUGGUAUGUCUAUUGUGAUCGGGGACCUGCUGCGUCAGAUCCCCCUGGCGGUGCUGUUUGGGAUCUUCCUCUACAUGGGGGUGAUGUCCCUUAAUGGGAUCCAGCUUACAGAGCGGAUGAUGCUGCUGCUCAUGCCACCAAAGUAUCACCCGGACCACACCUACGUCCGCAAGGUGCGUACGCUGCGCAUGCAUCUGUUCACCUGCAUCCAGGUGGUGUGUUUGGCGGCUCUGUGGGCUGUCAUGUCCACCCAGGCGUCCCUGGCCUUCCCCUUCGUCCUCAUCCUCACCAUCCCUGUGAAGAUGUUCGUGCUGCGCCGCAUCUUCACCAGCAGAGAGAUCGCAUGUCUGGACGCCGACGACGCAGAGCCCAAGUUUGACGAGCGCGACUGUCACGAUGAGUACUCGGAGAUGCACAUGCCUGUGUAACCCGCAGCAAGGCCUGGUAUCAACACUUGAAACACUCAUCACUGUGCACCCUCUUCAUCAUCACUAAGACUUUUCAACAUUCAGUAUGUCUGACGACUUGGUUCAACUUAUUUAAGUAGUUUUUUUUAUCAGAUUGUUGGGGACUAUCUGCUGGUUAACGGCACUAAUUGAAACCCAACUGAGGAGAUCAAAAAAUCAACAUGUGUUCACUCAUACUAUACUUUUAAAUAUAUAUAUAUAUUUCAGGGGACAAGAGAUUCUAAAUCGAAUUAUCUCGAGCUCAAAUUAUAUGCUAUUACAGUAGAUAGAUUUGCAAGACUGAUUAAUUUUAGCCCUGAAAGGUUUCUCUGAUUCACAUUGAAUAUGUGGAGGAUAUAUGGGAUACAUUCUUUUAUAUUCACACGUUGAGUCAUCGCUAUUCAAGUUUGUCGCUUUUUUUCAUGUUUGAAGCUCACCAAGCGCCUUAAGAAGGAAAUAAAAAGGUAUACUGAGAGUUAUCUUUUCCUCAUUCUGUCUCAUUUCAGACAGUUUAUCACUUUACUCGCCUCCUGAAGCUCGUAGCACUUUUUAAAAAACCAAAUCUGAACAAUGACUGUAUUUUAUGUAAUCACUUGUAUCUCCACGUCCUCUUGAAUCCUUUAAAUAUCUAUGUGGCUUUAGUUUUCUUCCUAAACAACUAUCUGUGAUUGAUUUUAAGCCUGUCCUUCUUCCACAAUCUUUUGUUUUACUCAAAAGCAGCAGUUUAGAUGACAGUUAGGAUUGAAUGGACCUGCAGUGAGGUAAGAUUACCAGCAGAGGGAGAUGAUGACAUGAAAUCAUGUGAUAAUAACAGAAAACUAACACAGUGGCAUAAUAAAUAUACUCUAAAUGUCUCUACGCACAUGUUAAGGGCACUAAUGAAUUAAUGUAGAAUUUGUUUUCUCUUUGGGUGUUUUUGGGAAUCACUGUAAUUUAUUGGUUUCUUUGUCCAAGUGCCAAAUGUCUUGUGUAAAUAGUUUUGUGAUCAGAACAAUAAGCUGCAGUCCAGCCAUCUCACAGUUUCAGCCUAAAUUAACCACAUUUCAUAGCGUAACAUUCCUUAUUUUCUCACAAUUUAACAUUUCAUUCACACUCAAAUGAACUCGGUCGACCAAAUUUCCACCCAAGCUGUGUAGACAAUCUCAAUAUCCAUGCAUUACUGAGAGGGAAGGCUUUUAAAAAUAUAUAUAUAUGUCUUUUUUUGUUUUAUGUCAUGUUGUAUCAGUGUGACAUGGAUUGGUUAAAGCUUUGACUGUGUCAAAUAACUUACAUUUUCAGUCCUCUGUUACUCUCGAGUGUGUAUUUCAGACACUACUGUCCCAUCUCAGAUGGUUAGGGUGUCGUGAACUUCUGCUGGUUUGGUGUCACAAAGGUGCAAAAUCUCAAGUGCCUGAGGGACCAUGAAGUGAUCAGAUACAAGUGUCUGUUCCUUUUGUAAGGACGACACGCAUGUUACAUUAGUUUGCACUUUGAGAUGCUCAUAAAUCAAACAUCUCUCCAUUAUUUAUCCGUUGCACAAUGACACAUUAUUGCUGCUUUUGAAGGUUUAUUUGUCACAUUUAACAGUUUUCUUCUUUUUUUUUUAAAAUUCAAACUCCCAUUUGGCUGCAUCAUGGCCGUGGACACUGAAGGGUUAAUGAGAACUAGGCAGUGUCGGUUUUAUUUUUGCUUACUGUGCCUGUGGAUUGAGUGAAGUUGGUCUGUGUAUGCCAACGUUUCUGUGGAAGUCGUGAAAUGCUGAUACGAUGUGUUGUUCCAUUUCAAAAGCAAUACCAAGUCCCAGAGGCUAUUGCUGAAUUUCUGUUGUACAUUCAUGGUUAAAAUAUUGAUGACAAAUAAAACGUAUUUUCUAUUUA
Trematomus bernacchii (emerald rockcod) is the source of this 6039-nucleotide messenger RNA. It is a transcript of the gene slc4a2b, whose product is annotated as solute carrier family 4 member 2b. Gene Ontology annotation, cellular component: plasma membrane; apical plasma membrane; basolateral plasma membrane. The coding region runs from base 407 to 4165 and encodes 1252 amino acids. NCBI's taxonomy places the organism in Eukaryota, Metazoa, Chordata, Actinopteri, Perciformes, Nototheniidae. The transcript has 25 exons. Gene Ontology annotation, biological process: bicarbonate transport; regulation of intracellular pH; monoatomic anion transport. The record is from RefSeq and is a predicted model, not a curated record. Gene Ontology annotation, molecular function: monoatomic anion transmembrane transporter activity; solute:inorganic anion antiporter activity.